Molecule: messenger RNA, 9580 nt
Organism: Loxodonta africana (African savanna elephant)
Lineage: Eukaryota; Metazoa; Chordata; Mammalia; Proboscidea; Elephantidae
Product: zinc finger protein 234-like
Exons: 4
Coding region: 175-2181 (668 amino acids)
Biological process (GO): regulation of transcription by RNA polymerase II
Molecular function (GO): DNA-binding transcription factor activity, RNA polymerase II-specific; RNA polymerase II cis-regulatory region sequence-specific DNA binding
Source: RefSeq, a predicted model, not a curated record
GCCUGUCAAAUCUUUGACUGAAAGGUGGACUUCGGGAGUGGCUUCAGUUCUGAGUUAGCAGGGUAUCCAGUGACCAUUGUCUGAGGAGUUCCACCAGUCUCUGUCAAGACACUUGGCCUUUCCGGGACUCUGCAUAUUUCAGGACUCUGAACACCACCAGAAGUAGGAAGAAAAAUGAGCACGUUCAUGAAAUUGGUGACAUUUAAGGAUGUGGCUGUGUUCUUCACUGAGGAAGAGCUGAGGCUGCUGAAUUCCUUCCAGAGGAAGCUGUACCGAGAUGUGAUGGUUGAGAACUUCAGGAACCUGAUCUCAUUGGGAGGCAAGAUCCCAAAGGAGAUGGAGACUGCUUCACAAGCAGGGCAACAGGAGGAGCUUUCCUGCUGGAACAUCUGGCAGCAAAUUGCAAGUGACUUAACCAGGUAUCAAGACUCCAUGAUAAACAGUUCUCAGUUCCACAGACAGGAUGAUUCCACCUGCCAGGUUGGGGCAGGACUAUCUAGUAUUCACAAAUCACAGAAACCUUAUCAGUGUAAUAAGUGUACAAAAACCUUCAGUGAUGCCUCCAGCUUUGAUCUUCAUCAGCAAAUACACUCAAAAGAGACGUCUCACACAUGUUCUCAGUGUGGAAAAAGCUUCCGUUAUAGCUCAGGUCUUCGUAAUCAUCAUAGAGUUCACAUGGGAGAAAACCGCUAUAAGUGUGAUGAGUGUGGGAAGGAAUUUAGUCAGAAUUCACAUCUGCAAACUCAUCAGAAAAUCCACACUGUAGAGAAACCGCACAAAUGUGAGGAAUGUGGGAAAGGCUUCAGUCGUAAAUCAGCACUUACUGUACAUUGCAAAGUCCACACAGGAGAGAAACCUUACAAUUGUGAAGAAUGUGGGAGGGCUUUCAUUCAUGCUUCGCAUCUUCAGGAACAUCAAAGAAUCCACACUGGGGAGAAACCGUUCAAAUGUGAUAUAUGUGGUAAGAAUUUCCGUCGUAGAUCAGCACUUAAUACUCAUUGCAUGGUCCAUACAGGAGAGAAACCGUACAAAUGUGAGGAGUGUGGGAAAGGCUUCACUUGUAGCUCAAAUCUUUAUAUUCAUCAGAGGGUUCACACUGGAGAGAAACCCUAUAAGUGUGAGGAAUGUGGCAAGAGCUUCAUUCAGCCUUCACAAUUUCAAGCCCAUCAGAGAAUCCACACUGGAGAGAAACCAUAUAUAUGUAAGAUAUGUGGGAAGGGCUUCAUUUACAGUUCAAGUUUUCAAGCCCAUCAAGGCGUCCACACUGGAGAGAAGCCAUACAGAUGUGAGGAGUGUGGGAAGAACUUCAGGAUGAAAAUUCAUUAUCAAGUUCAUUUGGUAGUCCACACAGGAGAAAAACCCUAUAAAUGUGAUGUGUGUGGGAAGGGUUUCCGUCAGCGUUCGUAUCUUAAAAUCCAUCAGAAGGCCCACAGUGUAGAGAAACCUUAUAAGUGUGAGGAGUGUGGGCAAGGCUUCAAUCAGAGUGCACGCCUUCAAGUUCACCAGCUGAUCCAUACUGGUGAGAAACCGUACAAAUGUGAAGAGUGUGGGAAAGGCUUCAGUCGCAGAGCAGAUCUUAGAAUUCAUUGUAGAAUUCACACAGGAGAGAAACCCUAUAAUUGUGAAGAGUGUGGGAAGGGCUUCAGUCAGGCAUCACAUCUUCUGACCCAUCAGAGGAUCCACAGUGGAGAAAAACCAUUCAGAUGUAAAGAGUGUGGGAAGAACUUCAGUCGGAGUUCACACCUUGAAGCCCAUCAAAAAGUACAUAAUGGAGAAAAGCCAUAUAAAUGUGGAGAGUGUGGGAAGGGCUUCAAGUGGAGCUUGAAUCUUGACAUGCAUCAGAGGGUCCACACAGGAGAGAAACCAUAUAAGUGUGGGGAGUGUGGUAAGUACUUCAGUCAGGCCUCCAGUCUUCAACUUCAUCAGAGUGUCCACACUGGGGAGAAGCCAUACAAAUGUGAUACAUGUGAUAAAGUCUUCAGUCGAUCUUCACAACUUCAGUAUCAUCAGCGAGUUCACACAGGAGAGAAACCUUACAAAUGUCAGAUAUGUAGUAAGAGCUUCAGUUGGAGAUCAAAUCUUGUAAGUCAUCACAAAAUCCAUGCUGGUGAUAAAUUUUCUGAAAGUGAUAAUGGUAAGAACAUUAAAAAAGCCUCACAGGAAAGAAGUUCCACAAAGUGAUGUUUUCUAAGAAUCUAGUUUGCAACUUGAAUUCUUGUAGUCAUCAUGUCUCAGGAGAGAAAACGUGUUUUAUUUAUGUCUCGUUUCAGCAUAGCACAACAUACCCAGUGGUCAGCACAGUGGAGAACCCUUGAAAGUGGUGCAGGAAGGGCUUCAGAACCUUGGUGUUUAUCAUGUAUCACUCAAGAGAUAGGCCUUGGAAAGAAUAAGAGUUUGAUCUGGCCUUUAACAAAAAUAUAACAAUGGGCAUGCCAAAAUUGAUAUCGACUGGAAUGUAAGCUCCAUGAUGACAGGAAUAUUGCCGCAGAAUUAGUAACAACCUGAGUGUUGACUGCAUUUUAUAGGUGUGCUCAAUACUUGUUAAAUGAAUCAAAAAGAGAAAAUGUAGAAUAUUUGAAAUUUUUUAUCCAGAAGAUGAAACCCACAAAAGUGAAUUUUCAAAGAAAUAAACAUUAGUUUAAAUGUGGAAAACCACUCAGUACUGUAGUCUCCAAUAUUAACAGGAUAUUAACCUAUUGCAGUUGACUCCUGUCCUCCCCACAGCCUCUGUUCUCAACUUGGAUCUUAUUAUUUGGGGAUCUGUCUACUGUUCUAUCAGUUGUAGCAGUACAAAUUGCACUGUCUUUUGUGAUUUUUCUGACAGUGUAGACUGAAAAAGUUUGUUAACUUUGCUACAGUUCACUGCAUAUUAAACAGUUGAGUUGGUUUUUGAUGUUCUUAUGACAAGGAUUUACCAUAACACUUUGAAAGUGUCAGGAAUAGUCACCAUUGACCAAAAAAUGUUUUAGUCAACUUUGAAUUGAUCGUCAAUACCUGGUUUUCUGCAUUUCAACCCAGGUUUUGAUACGGUUGCCUUCUAAUUGCUGUAGCAUUAUUAUUUCUUUUUUUACCAAAACUUUUCAGGUAGAGGCUAUGCCAUAUUUGAAAGACGUUAAUACUGGCAAGUUCUCAACCACAUGUUCUUCCCACAAACUCAUAAACACCAAAAAAAAAAGAAUUUGAUAAUUGUAUCAAAUAUAUUCAUUAUUGGGACAGAACUGACAUUUAUACUUUUCUCUAUUGGCAGUAAUAUAUGGUGUUUUGCACAGAGUAUAUUUAAGAUGUAUAACAUGCUUUUCUUUAAUUUGAAAGUCAUGAUUAUGAUAUUAAAAUACAAAAAAAUGAUUAGCACAUCAGUGAUGUCACUGAAAUUUUUCAAACGGAAGUAACAAGUGUUCAUUCACAGGAAUUUGAGUUUUGAUAUAUUCUUGUAAUAGGGUGAAGCCAUUAAAAUGAUGGCAUAGACAUGUACAGGGUAAGGAUAUAUAGAGUUUUGGAAAAUCAUGCAUUAUAGCUUUCAUACUAUCAAACUCAAAUGUGUGUGUGUAUGUGCAUAUACAUAAGAUAAUUUUUAAGGGGGCCCUCUGUGGUUUUCUCUGGCAACAAGCAUUUUGUGAGAUUUUAUUAUUUCAUAAAUUGUUUUAAAUUUUCAAUGAACAUUGAUACUACCAAAUCACUAAGUCAUGUAGAACAGAAUUUGAGAAAGUGUUAAUAUUAAUCCUUUAUAUUUAGGAUACAUAAUAUGAUUGCGGUAUAUUAUAUAGCAUCUAAAAUAAAAAUAAGACCCCAGAAAUCACUUUUAAAAAAACAAAAGUUCUCUGAUUGUUUGAAUGCAUAGCUAAAUUAAUCAGUGUGAGCACCUAUAUGUUUAUAGUUAAUACCUGUGACACUUCUUUAAUCAUAAAUCCGUAACAGGGAGAGGGCAAAUCCUGGAGAUAAGAACAAAGUGGGUACAUACGUGUUGUGGAAGUAAAAAAAAAAAAAAGAUUCCCUAAAGAAAAGAUGCAUUUAGGGAGGCAAUAUAGCAUGACAGUAGUGGACCCUCUCAGACUGUGGAACCAGUAGGGACAAAGCAGGUUUAGGUGCCAUUCCAUACUCCUUAGACACUACAGUGAUGUUUAAAAUGUAUUUGGUUAAAGGAUGUACUCAGUGUCUUGGUUACCUACUGCUGCUGUAACAAAUACCACAAGUGAGUAUGUCUAAAGGACACAUUUAUUUUCUCAGUUUUGGAGGCAAAAUGUUGAAAUUCAGGGUGUGGUUCUAGGAAGAGGUUCUGCCUUGUCUAUUUAGUUCCCAGUUAUUCAGUCAAACACAAAUCUAGGUGUUACUCUGAAAUAUUUUAUUGAUUAGAGUACAUAAUCAGUUGAGUUUAAAUCAAGGAGAUUAUCCUAGAUACUCUGGGUGUACCUGAUUCAAUCAGUUAAAAGGCAUUGAGAGCACAGUUGAGGCUUUUCUGAAGAUAGGAGCUCAUGUCUGAGAGUCAAGCUGGCCUUCACGAUCACUGCUCUGUGUGUUUUGAGUCAGCCCUGACAAUCAGGUACGCCAGUUCCUUGCAAUAAAUCUGAAUAUAUACCUCUUACUGGUUCUCUUUCUCUGCUUGAACACUAACUGAUAUUUUGGUACCAUAAGUAGAUUUAGAGGAACAGGAUUUUAAGGGUAAGUUUUCUGAUUUUUUUUUCCAUUUGUACAUUUGCCGAAUGUAUGAUAAAUUGAGUAAUAUAUCAAUGGGUGGAACCAAGAGAUUAUAGUGUAUAAAUGCAGUCAAUUUUGGUAGAUAUUUGGAAGUAGUAUUUCCAAGUAGUUAUACCAAUUUAAAAUGAAUAAAGCUGCCCUUGGAAGCAAGGAUGACGAGUCUAUGUUUCACAUACCUUCGACAUGUUAUCAGGAGGGAUCUGUCCCUGGAGUGGGAUAUCAUGCUUGGUAGAGGGUCAACAAAAAAGAGGAAGACCCCCAACAAGAUUGACACAGUGUCUGCAACGAUGGGCUCAAGCAUAACAAUUGUGAGGCUGGAGCAGAACUGGGCAGCGUUUGGCUCUGUUGUACAUAGUCUCACUGUGAGUCAGAACACACCCCCCAACUCAAUGGCACCUAAUAACUAACAACAUACUAAUUUAUUUUCCCACCAGUGGUAUGCAAGUAUUGGUGUCUUUACUUUUUUUUUUCAGUUUUUUAAAUUUUAGCCUUCUGGUCAGAAUGCAGUGUAUCGAAUACUAAUUUGCAUUUUUUUUGUACCUAAUUGAGUUCAGUAUCUUCACUGAUUAUUGGCUAUUUUAACUUCCUCUUUUCUGAAAUGUUUACAUUGUGCCCAUAUUUGUGUUGUGUUGCCUGUCUUUUUCUUAAUGAUUUGAGUAUUUAUAUUCUGCAAAUGAAUCUUUUGUGUCAUACAUGUUUUUUAAGUUUCUCACUUUUGCCUUUUCACUCUGUUAAAGGUGCAUUUUGAUGAACUUAGUUUCUCCGCUUGAGAAUACUCCAGUCUUUCAUAUUGUUUUUUUCACAGUUCAUGAUUUUCUUGGUUUUCCUUAAGAAGUUUUUCCUAUUCCAAGGAAACAAAGUUCUCUUAUGCUUCUUUCCUAAAAACAUCAUUGUUUGACAUUUCAAGUUUAAACCUGCAGUAUUUCUGGUUUAAUAUUUUUGUAAUUCUGUGAGAUAGUGAUAGUGAGGUCGUGAUUAAUAUUUUUUUCCCAUAUGGGUAUUCAACUGAUCCAGAACAAGAUAAGUACCUCUUUCCCCUCUCUACUUCACUGUUUUCACACAUCAAAUCGAAGUGUCUUUUUAAUCUAAACUUUGAUCUCUAUUCUCUUCCCUUGUCCAUCCUUGAGAAAGCACUGCACUAUAUACUUAUGGUAAAUGUAAGGCUCCAAGUCUUUCACAUUAUCCUGGUUCUUCAGCUAUUAUCUUUUCCAUUAACUUUAUCUUCUAUUAUAAUUAUCUUUUGUAAUUUUUAUAAUCACCAUCUCAAUACCCAGGAAAAAAUAUAAUGCUGGUAUUUUUAUUGGGUUUGCAUUGAUACUAUAGAUCAUCUGAGAAAGUAUUCUUUGAAAUAUUGAAUCCUCAAGUCAUGAAUGGCUCAGUGGUUAAGAGCUCAGGCUGCUAACCAAAAGGUCGGCAGUUCAAAUUCAGCAGUUACUCCUUGAAAACCUUGUGGGGCAGUUCUCUGUCCUAGGGUCACAAUGAGUCUGAAGCGACUUGACAGCAGUGUUUUUUUGUUUUUUUUUUUAAUUGUGCUUUAGGUAAAAGUUUACAGCUCAAGUUAAUUUCUCAGACAAAAAUUUGUACACAUACUGCUCUGUAACACUAGUGGCAGUCCUAUAAUGUGACAGCAUGCUCCCCCAUUCCUGCAUCCAUUCAAUCAGUUCCUAUUCCCUUCUGUCUUCUCAUCCUGCCUCCAGACAGGAGCAGCCCAUUUAGUUUUGUGAUCUACUUGAACCAAGAAGCACACUCUUUAUGAGUAUUAUUUUAUAGUCCAAUCUAAUCUUUGUCUGCAGAGUUGGCUUUGGGAAUGGUUUUAGUUCUGGUUUAACCGAGUGUCUGGGGGCCAUGUCUUCAAGGGUUCCUCUAGUCUCAGUGAGACCAUUAAGUCUGGUCUUUUUACAUCAAUUUGAGUUCUGCAUCACACUUUUCUCCUGCUCCUUCAGGGGCUCUGUUGUGUUCCCUGUCAGGGGGCUCACUGAGGUUUUUUGUUUGGUUGGUUGGUUAAGUCAUGAAUAUUACUAUUUAUUUUUAAUAAUUUAUAUGUGGGGAAUAAUAAAUGUCGAUCCCCAUGUAAUCAACUGUUCAUAACAAGAGUUCAAAAGACGAAUGAUUACCAGCUAAGGUGGCAGAAGGAAAUUGAUGGGUCUUGCUUAAAGGGUACAGAGUUUUUUUAAGGGUAAUGGGAAAAAUUUGGAAACAUGAAUUUUUCUUAGGAGAUGAUGAAAAUGCAAAAAAAAAAAAAAAUGAGUAAAAAUUUAUAACCUCUUGGAUAGUGUAUGGAAAGUUGGGGAUACUUGUCCUCUCUUGGUAGGUGAUUGAAAUAGGAAAACUGUUAGGAAGAAAAUCUGCCAUUAUAUGAUCACAAUUUUAAAUGUCCUUUUUUUUUCCCCCCCACUUUUUAACUUUCAUUUGACAUUAUUUUAAAUAAUCAGGAGAGUAAAAGGAUUCACAUUCCACGCCUGACCCAUUUAUGUAUAUUUUAUUUAACAAGUAAAUACUUGAGAUUAACAGGAGCCAAGUUUCUCACUAUUGGAUAAUGGAGCUACUAACAUAGAAAGGAGCAUGCUAGAUUGGGAUUGAAUGUAUCAUGAAAGAUAUGUUGUUGUUUGUUGCUAGGUCUCAUCAAGUCGAUUCCAACUCAUAGUGACUGCAUGUAUAAUGGAAUGAAACUCUGCACACUUCUCAGAGUCACUAUUUUUUGGAGUGGAUACAAAUACGGAUCUCUUUCAGUCAUGUUAACUGGUCUUCCUUGUAUAUACAUGGAUAUUACCCUAUCACUGACAGGACUGUAUUUCAGGAUAAGAAACCCAAAACCCACUGCUGUAGAUUCCAACUCAUAGCGACCCUAUAGGACAGAGUAGAACUGCCCCAUGGAGUUUCCGAGGAGCACCUGGCAGAUUCGAACUGCCGACCUUUUGGUUAGCAGCCAUAGCACUUAACCACUACGCCACCAGGGUUUCCGUAUUUCAGGAUAGAUCUUGAAAAAAAUUUUUUUUUUGUCGAAUGCAAUGCCAUUCUUCUUCAAUUUGUUUUUUCUAACGUAGUAGACUACAUGAUUGUCCAAUUCAAAAUGGCCAAUACCAGUCAAUUUCAGCAGACUAGUGCCUAAGAUACUGAUCUUUAAGCAUUCCAUUUCAUUUUUGACAACUUCCAGUUUUCCUUGGUAUUCUUUCUGCAUUCCACGUUCUGAUUAUUAAUGGGUGCUUGCACCUGUUUCUUCUCAUUUUGAGUCAUGCCACAACAAAUGAAGGUCCUGAAAGUUUUACUCCAUGCAUGUCAUUAAGGCCGAUUGUACUUUGAUGAGGCACCUCUUCCCCAGUUGUAUUUUGAGUACUGGCACAUAAUGAAAGAUACAUAACUACAGGUACACGUGUGUCUGUAUAUAUGUGUGGGUGUAUGUAUCUGUGUGCACGUGUGUAUGCAGGUAGUUCUCAACUUACGAUGGAGUUCCAUUCCGAUAAUUCCAUCAUAAGUUGGUUCUGACAUAACUUGAAUACAUCUUUUUUUAGUUCUCAUUGCCUUUUUAAAAUCCGUAUCUUUAUAAAUCCUAUAUUUGUCUUUAGAGGUUGGAAACAUUACAUAUAAAGUUACAGAUACAUUUUAAUACAUACGUACAUAAAAAAUACACAAAUCGUAAAAACUACUCCAACAGUGAAAAGUUGAACAACGUUGGCAUUUUGACAGAUGCAGUAAUUCCACUUGUGGAAAGUUCUGGAUCAUCUAGAUUAUCCCUGGGAAUAAGGAUAACGUUUCUAGUCAGAAAAUUAAUGACAGUUGUUUGUAUGGUCCUUUCCUUUUUUUUUCUUCAUAUAUUUCACUGUAACAUCUCACUGCUCCAUUAAUAAACAUCCACUAAUAAUCGGAACAUAAAAUAUACAAAGUAUUAAUCUAGGAAAAUUGGAAAUUGUAAAAAAUGAAAUGGAAUGCAUAAACAUCAAUAUCCUAGGCAUUAGUGAGCUGAAGUGGACCUGUAUAGCCCAUUUUGAAUCAACAAUCAUAUGGUCUACUAUGCCGGUAAUGACAAAUUGAAGAGGAAUGGUGUCACAUUCACUGUCAAAAAGAACAUUUCAAGAUCUAUGUUGAAGUACAAUGCUGUCUAUGACAGGAUAGCUAUACCACUACAAACAAGACCUCUCAAAUGUGUCUGUCAUUUUGUCAUACUGUGGGGGCUGCGUGUUGCUAGGAUGCUGGAAAUUAUCCCACUGAAAUUCAAAUACCAGCAGGGUCGCAUAUGACAGAGGAGGUCUCAGCUGACCUUCCAGACUAAAACAGACUAAGAAGACGAAUUCCACAGUCUACUUCUGAAAAGAAUUAAGCUAGUGAAGACCUUAUGAAUAGCGGUGGAACACUGAUACAGUACAGGAAGAUGACCCCCUCAGGUUGGAAGGCACUCCAAAGAUGACUGGGGGAGAGCUGUCUCCUCAAAGUAGAAUUGAUUUUAAUGAUGUGGAUGGCGUCAAGCUUUUGGGGCCUUCGUUUGCUGAUACGGUAUGACUCAAAAUGAGAAGAAACAGCUGCAAACAUCCAUUAAUAAUCAAGACAUAGAAUGUAUCAAGUAUGAAUCUAGGAAGUUGGAAAUGGUCAAAAAUGAAACGGGACACAUUAACAUCAGUGUCCUAGGCAUUCGUGAGCUGAAAUGGACCGGUAUUGGCCAUUUUAAAUCAGACAAUUUGCUGAAUGAAAACUUGAAGAGGAAUGGCAUUACAUUCAUCGUCAAAAAGAACAUUUCAAGAUCUAUCCUGAACUACAACGUUAUCAAUGAUAGGAUAAUAUCCAUACACCUACAAGGAAGACCAGUUAAUAGGACUUAUUCAAAUUUACACACCAACCACUGUCUUAGUCAUCUAGUGAUGCUAUAACAGCAAUACCACAAGUGGAUGGCUUUAAC